Molecule: messenger RNA, 594 nt
Organism: Aethina tumida (small hive beetle)
Lineage: Eukaryota; Metazoa; Arthropoda; Insecta; Coleoptera; Nitidulidae
Gene: sun
Product: protein stunted-like
Exons: 3
Coding region: 133-306 (57 amino acids)
Biological process (GO): proton motive force-driven mitochondrial ATP synthesis
Cellular component (GO): mitochondrial inner membrane
Molecular function (GO): proton-transporting ATP synthase activity, rotational mechanism
Source: RefSeq, a predicted model, not a curated record
UUGGUACACACAUUGACAGUUUCUGGUGACUUUUUGUUGGUAAUUCUACUUUAUGUAAUCGGGCAACCAUUCGGCCGGAGAUAUUUAGAAACUAGGUUUUAAAGUGCGAUUUCACAAAAAUACAAUUAAAAAAUGACUGCCUGGAGAGCUGCUGGUCUCAACUACAUCAACUACUCCAACAUUGCCGCGAAAUUGCUCAGGCAAGCUCUGAAGCCAGAAUUGAGGGCCGAAGCUGCCAAGAGGAGUGAAUCCCAUGUUAAGAUUACCAAAUGGGCUGAUGGAAAACCAAUCAGUGGAAGGGAAUAAGUAAGUUUGUGUGCAAUAUCAAGUUGAUUAACCAAAUACAGUUUUUAAUUGAGUGAAUUUUUAACCUAGUAAAGUUUAUUUAACUUGUAUUUUACAGAAUUUGUUUGUAUUUUUUCAAUAUUUGCAUGGGAAUAUUCUUAUAUAAUUGUAUACUGUGGUAAUGAACUUUCUUUAAUUAUAUGUUGUUUCUUUCAGGGGAACCAGUACAGUCAGCUUAAGAUAGAACACCUUUCCAUAUAAUUAAUAUGUUGUAAAUGUUAUUUUAAAAUAGAGCUUGUUUCCAAUUUA